Planococcus citri (citrus mealybug) is the source of this 1819-nucleotide messenger RNA. RefSeq names its product notchless (gene Nle). The record is from RefSeq and is a predicted model, not a curated record. Gene Ontology annotation, molecular function: protein binding. Gene Ontology annotation, biological process: Notch signaling pathway; ribosomal large subunit assembly. NCBI's taxonomy places the organism in Eukaryota, Metazoa, Arthropoda, Insecta, Hemiptera, Pseudococcidae. Gene Ontology annotation, cellular component: nucleolus. Bases 144 to 1652 code for a protein of 502 amino acids. The transcript has 11 exons.
CAGUUCAGGGAAAUGGCAGCACUGGUUUCGCGAACGUAAACAUCCGAACUUUCACCGAACGUCAACGAAACGAACCGAAAUGUGAUUUAGAUUUUAUCACACAUGUGCUUUUAAAAUACGUGUUUUUCGUUUCACAGCUCGAAAUGGAUACGUCAGAUAAGAUGGAUACCGAAAACGAAAACACCCAAGAUAAAACUGUCUUGGUGCAAAUCAAAUCGGAAAACGGAGACGUAGUCGGCGAUUUUCUAGAUCUACCUCGUACAAUUACCUCGAAACAAUUACAAUUAAUAUGUAACGCUUUACUGCAAAAGGAAGAGCAAACUUCGUACGCAUUCUUCGUCAACGAACGAGAAAUCACCAGCACUUUAGAUAACGUAUUAGAUAUCGAGAAACUAAACACCGAACAAGUAAUCGAUAUCAUCUAUCAAGAACAAGCUGUAUUCAAAGUACGACCAGUAACAAGAUGUACCAGUUCACUUCCCGGUCACUCCGAACCAGUACUUUCAACUCAAUUUAGUCCCGACAGUCUCAAGUUAGCCAGUGGAUCUGGAGAUUGUACGUUAAGAUUAUGGGAUAUCCAAACUCAAACACCUUUACACACUUGUUCCGGACAUAUUCGUUCGGUAUUAUGCAUAGCAUGGUCACCUGAUAGUAAAUACGUAGUCUCCGGUUGUGAGAAUGGCACGAUCAUGUCUUGGAAUCCAACCACCGGUAAAAGAAUAGCUCCUGUGAUGACCGGUCAUAAGAAGUGGAUCACUGCAUUGGCUUGGGAACCGUAUCAUUUAAAUCCUACCUGCAGAAGAUUUGCUAGCUCCGGUAAAGAUGGCAAUAUUAGAAUAUGGGACGUAGUAUUGGGUCAUUGUUUACGUGUAUUGAGCAGCCAUACACAAAGUAUCACUUGUAUCAAAUGGGGUGGUUCGGGUUUAAUAUAUUCUAGUUCUCAAGAUCGUUCUAUUAAAGUUUGGAGAGCCGAAGAUGGUGUUUUAUGUCGAACAUUACAAGAUCAUGGCCAUUGGGUUAAUACGUUAGCAUUAAAUACAGAUUACGCGAUGCGAACAGCUGUGAUAGAUUUCUUAGGAAAAGGUACGUGUAAAUUUUUCACCCUAUUCGAUCGAAAUAAUCCGUUUUCAUCUAGCUUUUUCUAUUUUUUCGUAGAAACCGAUCCCAUGAAAAUUGCCACUACCAAAUAUAACGAGGUUAUCGAACGAACCGGCUGCGAAUUAUUAGUUUCCGGCUCAGACGAUUGGUCGUUACGAUUAUGGACCCCUGAAAAGGAGAAGAAAUCCAUCGCUACGAUGACCGGUCACCAGAAAUUAAUCAACUGCGUUCAAUUCUCACCGGAUGCUCGAUUAAUAGCCUCAGCCUCGUUUGAUAAAUCGAUUAAACUAUGGGAUGGUAAAACUGGACAGUUCUUGGCUACGUUGAGAGGGCACGUUCAAAGCGUUUAUAUGAUAGCUUGGUCUUGCGAUUCUAGGCUCUUGGUGAGUGGUAGCGCUGAUUCCACGUUGAAAGUAUGGGAUAUGAAAGAGAAGAAAUUAAUGUUCGAUUUACCUGGUCACGCUGACGAAGUAUACGCUGUUGAUUGGUCUCCCGAUGGUCAGAAAGUCGUAUCUGGAGGAAAAGACAAAUUAUUAAGAUUAUGGCAACAUUGAGACUAAGCUUUCAUCGGAAAGUCAGCACCGUCGAGGAGUAAUCGAGAGAAACCUUUUUAUAUUUACAAUUUCUGACAUUGUGCUAUUUUAACAUUUUUGUUGGAAUGUUUUCCCCCGAAAAUUUAUAUAAGCUUAUUUUGUGAGCAAAACAUAAAUUUUCAACCAAG